AUGCCUCUCAAAUCCGCAGGAGAAGACGACCUCGUCCCGCCGGAGAAUACGAACUAUCCUGCCGGAGAAGACGACCUCGUCCCGCCGGAGAAUACGAGUUGUCCCGCCGGAGAAGACGAGCUGUCCCGCAGGAGAAGACGACCUCGCCCCGCUGAGAAGACGAGCUUCCCGCCGGAGAAGACGACCUCGUCCCGCCUGCCAACCUCCGUCGACCUCCGUCACCUUGGAUCUAGAAAGUUAGAAUCGUCCAGCCUGCAAACUCUACGUGUGUUGAUCGACUCAAAGAUGAGGGAGUUUAGCUUUAUUAUUUGA
This is a messenger RNA of Striga asiatica, 312 nucleotides long. The record is from the annotation of a GenBank genome assembly. Lineage: Eukaryota; Viridiplantae; Streptophyta; Magnoliopsida; Lamiales; Orobanchaceae.